Anopheles maculipalpis is the source of this 2413-nucleotide messenger RNA. It is a transcript of the gene Sp1, whose product is annotated as transcription factor Sp8. Bases 173 to 2329 code for a protein of 718 amino acids. The record is from RefSeq and is a predicted model, not a curated record. The transcript is spliced from 4 exons. Gene Ontology annotation, biological process: regulation of transcription by RNA polymerase II. Gene Ontology annotation, molecular function: RNA polymerase II cis-regulatory region sequence-specific DNA binding; DNA-binding transcription factor activity, RNA polymerase II-specific. NCBI's taxonomy places the organism in Eukaryota, Metazoa, Arthropoda, Insecta, Diptera, Culicidae.
UCUCCGCGUGUGAGCGCGUGCGUGCGUGUUUGUUUGUGUGUGUGUGUGUGUGUAGUGAAAGCACGCACAAGUUGUCGAGAACGGUAGAGAUUCGUGUUCGAUCCGCCCGUCAGGUGCUGCCACCAUCACAACGGACCAUCCGAGGGGAGCCGGCUUCGAUCCCGUGUUCAGCAUGUUGACCGACAUGAGCCCAUCGGCCGGGGCACAGUUCUACAGCACCCAGAUACCGGCCAUGGGCAUGAACAUCACCAACAUUACGACCCACAUGCAGAAACCAACGGAACAUCCGGGAUUGCGAGGAACACCGCUGGCGAUGCUGGCGGCACAGUGCAACAAACUGUCCAGCAAGUCACCACCACCGUUAGCGGACGCAGCCGUCGGCAAAGGGUUCCACCCGUGGAAGAAAAGUCCUAUCUCGUCCGGACCGCACUCACCCUCGAACACACAGUCGGUCGGGCUUGGUGGCGGGAACGGUGGUAACGGUUCCGGUUCAGGUGUUAGUAGUGGUGGAGGAGGUGGUGGUGGUGGCGGUGGAGGAGGCGGUGGAGGACUGGGAGGAAAUUCGGUGUUGCAGUCAUCGCUGGGGCGGCUUUCGUCAUCCGGCAGCUCGUCCACCAUUAGCCCAAUGGCGAAUCUUACGUCCAGUGAUCUUUACUUUUCCGGUGCGUCCGGUUCGCCCGGUGGGUGUGGGGCGGAUAAUGCCCACCACACCCUCCAGCACGCACUCGGCGCGGCCGCGGCAGGCAAGGUCGGUGGGGACGGUGGCGGACCAGGGCAGGCAAGCUCGACGGCGGCUGCGGCCGCCGCUGCCGCUGCCCAGCUCGGGUCCGUUUACGGUCGCCACCCGUACGAUUGGCACCCGUUCAAUGCGGUCGGCAAGCCGGACGCGAACGGGCUGGGCGGUAACGGGGGCCACGGGACGCCGACCGGCUGGUGGGACAUGCACGGGGCGGCCGGCAGUUGGCUCGAUAUCGGCACGAGUGCCGCCGCCGGUAUGCAUGCGGCAACGAUGGCAAACUAUGCCGCGUCGGCGGCGGCCGCCUCGGUGAGCGGCUCCGAGCAUUACGCCUCCACCCUGACGCACGCGUCGCUCACCAACACCGCACACCUGCUCGGCUCCGGCCAGCAUCUGCUGCAGGAUAGUUGCUACAAGAGCAUGCUCCAGCCGGGCGGCGUCGGCGUGAGCGUCGGUCAGUCGGCCGCCGGCGUCGGCGGGUUCGGGCUAGGUCCGCACGGGGGAGGUUCGCCGGCACCGCCACCGAGCGCCCCGCAGGCACCGUCGCCGCGCAGCCAGCGGCGCUACUCCGGCCGGGCGACCUGUGACUGCCCCAACUGUCAGGAGGCGGAGCGGCUCGGGCCCGCCGGCGUGCACCUGCGCAAGAAGAACAUCCACAGCUGCCACAUACCGGGCUGUGGCAAGGUGUACGGGAAGACGAGCCACCUGAAGGCGCACCUCCGGUGGCAUACCGGCGAGCGGCCGUUCGUCUGCAACUGGCUGUUCUGCGGCAAGCGCUUCACGCGCUCCGACGAGCUUCAGCGGCAUCUGCGCACGCACACAGCCAAACACGUCAAAACCCACAACGGCGGUGCCAGCGGUGGCGGCGGUAGCGGCGGCGGCGGCGGUGGUGGUGGUGGCGCCAGCGGUGGUGGUGGCGGCAGUGGUGGUAGUGGUGGAGGUGGAAGUGCAGGAACAGGAUCCGGAGCUGGAAGUGGCGGUGGUGGUGGCAGCGGCGGCGGCGGCGGCAACAGCGCGUCCGGCCCGAAUGCCGCUAGCGGCAAUGGCGGCGGUAAUGGUGGAAGUGGUUCCUCCAGCAGCCGAGGUGACACUUCAUCCGGCACGAACGGUGGAGGGGGUGGUAACGAAGGCACCAAGAAAGGCAGUACCUCACAAGCGCCACAACCGAUGGACGCACACUGCAGCGAUUCGGAGGAGGGCGGCGUGACAGGUGCGUCGGUGACCGAUCAUCUGCACGGUGGUCCACUGGGGGCACUGUCAGCGCCUCACGGUGUGAUGGGUGGCGGGCCACCCGGCAUGCUAGGUGGCGGCUCCUGCCAUUCGAUGGGCUCUCCAGGACUGUCCCACUCGCAGCAGCAGCAGCAGCAGCAACACCAUCAACAACAACCAGGCUCCGGCACACAUCACCAUCACCCGCAUUCGCAUCAUCCGCAUCACUCACAUCAUCAUCAUCAGCAGCAGCAGCAGCAGCAACAGCAACAGCAACAUCAUCACCAUCAUCAUCAACAACAGCAGCAUCACGCGCACACGCCCAGUCCGGGCCUGGAGCACGUCAGCCAGCAGCAGAUGGACGUGAAGCCGGGCAUUGUCUGAGGCACGGUGCAGUCCGACCUGUUCGCACUGUUCGGACAGCGUAGCGACAUUGUCAGAGCGGCAGCAGAUUGGAUCUGAACCGUU